Adelges cooleyi (spruce gall adelgid) is the source of this 1056-nucleotide messenger RNA. RefSeq lists its product as uncharacterized. NCBI's taxonomy places the organism in Eukaryota, Metazoa, Arthropoda, Insecta, Hemiptera, Adelgidae. Bases 242 to 913 code for a protein of 223 amino acids. The record is from RefSeq and is a predicted model, not a curated record. The transcript has 11 exons.
UUAGUUUAAACGCUCGUUCAUGAUUCUAUGUUGAUAAACUUGGUUAUAUUUUAUUAAUUAAGUGGGUUAUUUUAAAUACAUUAAAACAAAUUUAAUCUUAUACUAGCUGCCCGUGUACCCGGCUGGUAGUCUGUAGAUGUAAUAAUAAUAUAUUUUUAAUUAUCACAACAAAUAAAUUUACACCGAUAAAAAGAAGCUUCUAAAAUCUUAACCUAAAAUAUUUCACAACUAUUCGGUAAAAAUGAAACUCUUGGGUUUACUAAUAUCAUUUGGAUUGAUAAGUGUUUUGGUAGCUGAUGAUCAGAAGGAAUAUUAUAGCUUAGUUAUAAACACAAGCAAACAAAUAGAAAAAGCAUAUAAUGCAGGGAAGUUGCCAAAAGUUAUGAUGCAGUUUGCUAAGACAAAAACAUAUCCAAUGCAUUACUUUUUUUUUAUGUUUAUUUCCAUACCGGAGUGGCGACCCUAUAGCCCACCAAUAAAGAAGGAAAUCCAGCUUGAAGCGCAAAAAUUAAUUGAGAAAGCGACUGGUAUCAAAGCACCUAACGAAGCCGAAGCCUUGUACGGUCCGGGCUUUAAGCUCUCAGACUAUGAGGAUAUAAGAAGAAAGUAUGUAACAAAAGAAGUUAUCAAACACAUACUCAAAAUUGAAAUGGCUAAAGAUGCAGAUGAAGCAAAGCCAAUAAAAUAUUUCCGGGAUUAUCCGGAAACGUGCCGUUUCAUAGCAAUGUUCAGAAGUCUUAAAAACCCUAAUGAAUAUAUUGUUGAAGCUGUUAUUGCGGGCGUGAACUUUAUUUGUACUCUAACAGAUGUAACAGGGAAUAAAUUCAAAUACAGAUCCCUUGGAGGCAUUAUUUGGAGAGAUAAGCCUGAUAUUAUGAAGGCAGACGUGACACUAGCAUCUGAGUUAGAUUAAUUUGGAACAGGAGUUAUAAGCAUACAUUUUUUUAGAGCACUAUUGGUAUUACAUUUAAAUAUUUUUUGUAUACUGCACUAAUAUUUACGUUGUCAAUAAAUUAAAUGUAUUCAAUAAUAAAGAGUUUUAAUCACUACUAUAAA